AUGACUGCGGGGUACCCGAUCGUCUCCACUGUCGUCCCAGUGACAGUGAUUUCAGUGACAGUCCCGAGUUUGAUAACUGGAAACACAAAGAGUACAGAUGCAUCUGUGGAUGACUCCGUGGAUAUGCUUAUUAAAGAUACUCAGCUUCAUCGUGUUGUGACAGGCAGUUCUAUGCGAUUUUUCAGUCCACAGUUCACUUACGGGGACCGGAUGUGGUCGUUUGGUGUCGGCCUCUUUCUGAUCGAGCUAGAACCAGACUCUCUGCAGCUCACGGCGGUGUACGGCCUCUGUCAAGGAGCGGCAGUGUUACUACUCGGCAGUCUGAUUGGAAGUUGGGUGGACCGAACGGCACGGUUGAAAGCUGCCCGCGUGACCCUUGUCUGCCAGAACGUUUUUGUCAUUCUCGGUGCGCUGGUUGUGAUAUUGUUGCUGGCUUUCAGGUCUCAGAUCGCAGAGAUUUGGGACGGUUGGUUGACGGCACUUUGCCACGCGCUUCUCAUUCUCUUUGCCGUUCUGGCUCGGUUGGCGAGUGUCGGGAACACCAUCUCUAUCGAACGUGACUGGAUAAUCGAAAUAUGUGGUCGUGACUCGGAGAGAUUGACAAAAAUGACGGCCACAUUACGGAGGAUUGACCUGCUCACGAAUAUUACCGCUCCAGUCGCUACAGGUCAAGUCCUUGGGUUUGGGUCCAUCAUCUCAGGUGCCAUCUUUAUCGCCUCGUGGAAUUUUGUCUCCGUUUUCGUGGAAUAUGUCCUCAUCAAGAAGGUUUACGUCUCCGUUCCAGCACUCGCCAAAAAGAAGUACAUUUCAGGAAAUGAGAAGGAUCUGGCGACCUCGGAUGACAUUGUUGUGAUGGAAAAUUCCAGACCUAGGAAAGCUUUGCGGAGUUGUUGCUAUACCGUGUUCAGUAGCCUGAUUACCCUUGCCCGAGGGUGGAAGGUAUUCAUGAGGUACAAGGUGGCGUACGCCGGCAUAGCUCUGGCCUGCUUGUACAUGACGGUACUGGGCUUUGACAACAUAACUACAGGCUACUCCUACUCACAGGGGAUGUCGGAGUCAGUCCUCGGGCUGAUCAUGGGCGCAGGCGCGAUCGUAGGAAUUCUGGGAACGUUUGUGUUUCCACUUUUGAAAAGUCGUUUCGGCCUGGUCAGAACCGGAUUGAUUUCUAUGGCAACAGAGACGAUAUGCCUGACCAUGUGCAUUGCCUCGAUCUGGUCUCCCGGAAGUCCCUUUGAUCCAUUUUAUCUUCGAACAUCGGAAGUGACGACACGUACAACUGCGAAUGAGACUUGGCAACUCACAACACAAGUGUACUCAGUGCUCUCUGAUGACCGACCUCAGGAAGCAGAGGUCUAUUUCUGGGAUGAGAUGAUGUCGGUUUACUCCAACACAUCGGGGUUGUUGCCAGCCAUUGAAGACAACUCUACCGCAGUAACUCCUGCAGAGGGAGGUAACUCUUUUAUCUCCCUCACUUUGAUGUUGACGGGCAUCGUGACAGCCAGAUUUGGGUUGUGGAUCUCGGAUCUGGCGAUCACCCAGCAAGUACUGGAAUCCGUGGAUGAGCGAGAACGGGGUUCGUUUAGCGGAGUCCAGAACUCUAUCAACAUGCUGAUGGAUCUUCUCAAAUUUGCCAUGGUCGUCGCCGCGCCAGAACCAGAGUUCUUUGGGAUCCUGGUCCUCAUAUCGUUUGCAUUCAUUCUCCUCGCGAAUGUGUUCUACGCAGUGUAUUCCCGUAAAGUACGUCAUCACAUUUUGCCGUUCCACUCGCUGUUGAUUUCAAAGUCGAGUGGUCGGGCCAGUAAGCGGAUGGUGGCAACGCCAUGA
Molecule: messenger RNA, 1824 nt
Organism: Liolophura sinensis
Lineage: Eukaryota; Metazoa; Mollusca; Polyplacophora; Chitonida; Chitonidae
Product: solute carrier family 40 member 1-like
Exons: 7
Coding region: 1-1824 (607 amino acids)
Biological process (GO): iron ion transmembrane transport
Cellular component (GO): membrane
Molecular function (GO): iron ion transmembrane transporter activity
Source: RefSeq, a predicted model, not a curated record